Messenger RNA from Lachancea lanzarotensis, 456 nucleotides. Its product is annotated as LALA0S08e01750g1_1. Lineage: Eukaryota; Fungi; Ascomycota; Saccharomycetes; Saccharomycetales; Saccharomycetaceae. The coding region runs from base 1 to 456 and encodes 151 amino acids. Gene Ontology annotation, cellular component: mitochondrion. The record is from RefSeq and is a predicted model, not a curated record. Gene Ontology annotation, biological process: regulation of lipid metabolic process. The transcript has a single exon.
AUGAGUGCUUUGGCUGUGAAAUUGGGAACUUUGCUGAUCAGACAGGUUACUCGUCCGGUAGCGAACGUGCUAAAAGCGCAGGCCAAACAACACGACAAGUUCAAAGAAUUGUGCGUUGGUUUAGCCCAGAGAAUGCAUCGGCUGGAUGCCAGAAUGAGGUCCCGGCUCAGUAAAGCCGAUAAUGAAAUCAAAGUACGGCCGUUGAACGACGCUCGAGCCGUGGAAAACGGUGCAACGCUUCUGAGUGAAGCGUUUGUAUUCGGGGUCACUGGCAGCGUGGUGGUGUGGGAAACUUUGAGACAACGUACAAAGGAGCUGAACAGACGGGACCAAGUGGCCAAAGAUAUCCGGUUUUUGCAAGAUGAGAUCGAAGAACUGAGAGCGGCGGUGAGCCGUCCAGUCACCCAACAACUACCGCACACGAACGGGGACAACCAGAAAAUUUCCCAGAAAUAA